AUGGCGCCCAACCGAAUCCUUAAACAUUUCAACGGCACCCUGGCUGCGGCCUUUACCGUAAUUGCCGUCUCGACCUUCAACUAUGGCUUCGAUAACGCCGGCUACUCAACAACACAGGCGAUGGACGCGUUCCAGCGCCAGUUUGGCGACCAGAACCCCACAACUGGCAAGUGGAAGCUUCCCACCGGCUGGCUCGCCUUGUUCAACAGUCUCAACUACAUCGGCUUCGCGGCCGGGGUCAUCAUCGGUAGCCUCGUCAGUGCUCGCUGGGGUCGCCGGUGGUGCAUGUUUGGAAUGAGUGCGUGGGCCGUCAUCCCUGCAACAAUCGCGAUUACUUCAAGUACCCGAGAGCAGAUCAUGGCUGCACGCAUUCUGAACUACAUCUACGUUGGUAUGGAACUCGCUGUGGUCCCAGUGUAUCAGUCUGAGAUUGUCCCCUCGGAGAUUCGUGGUUUUGCAGUCGGCUCCUACCAAUUCAGUCUGAUGUUUGGCACUCUGAUUGUCAACUCUAUCUGCAGAGGAACCAGCACCCUGGAUGGCAAUGCAUCUUGGCGGAUUCCGAUGGGCUUAUUCUAUGUCAUUCCUGUCAUCGUCAUGGGCCUGAUCUUCUUCAUCCCCGAGUCACCUCGCUGGUUGUUGACCCAGGACAGAGUCGAAGAAGCCCAAAUUUCCUUAAGGAAACUCCGAGCCGGCACUAUCUCUGACUCCGAGAUCGAUGAACAGUUCGCUGCCCUCCAGUACGCUUUGAAACAGGAAGUCGAACAAGGAAACUAUAUGGAACUCUUCAAGGGUGUCAACUUGAAGAGAACUGGUAUCGUGAUGGCCAUGAACUUUUUCCAGCAAGCGACCGGGCAGGCUUUCGCCUCUACCUACGGUGCAAUCUUCAUCAAGGACAUUGGCACCGUUAACCCCUUUACCAUGACCAUCAUCAACGCCGUCGUAAACCUUUGCAUGGUCUUCGUCGGACUCUACCUGAAUGAUCGUGUGGGACGUCGACCUCUCCUCCUGAUCGGUGCAGUUUGGCAAUUUGCCGCCAUUGUAACCAUGGGCUCCCUGGGUACAGUGGCCGAACCAUCAUUCGCCGUCAAAACGAGCAUCGUGGCCAUGCUAACGAUCUUUGCCGCCGGCUACGUCUUUGCAUGGGCGCCUCUGAACUACGUCGUUACGACCGAGAUUCCGGCCCUCCGACUGCGCGACGCCUCUCAACGAACGGCGUCAAUGGUCAACGUCUUGGCCAACUUCCUCGUCAACUUCAGCAUCCCAUACCUGCUCUAUACUCCCGGCGCAGGAUUAGGUUCGAAAGUCGGUUUCAUCUUUGCGGGAAUCCUGGUGCUGGCGCUUGUCUUUACGUGGUUCUGCAUCCCCGAAUGCAAGGGCAAGUCUCUCGAACAGAUCGACCGGAUGUUCAACGAAGGGGUCCCGCUGCGCAAAUUCGGCAAGUACAAGGCGGAGGACAUGUUUCAGGCUACGCCAGAAGACGGCGAAAAGGCCGGGGUUGUUGUGACCGCAAGACACACGGAGAAGGCGUAA
Molecule: messenger RNA, 1530 nt
Organism: Colletotrichum paranaense
Lineage: Eukaryota; Fungi; Ascomycota; Sordariomycetes; Glomerellales; Glomerellaceae
Product: sugar transporter
Exons: 5
Coding region: 1-1530 (509 amino acids)
Biological process (GO): carbohydrate transport; transmembrane transport
Cellular component (GO): membrane
Molecular function (GO): carbohydrate:proton symporter activity
Source: RefSeq, a predicted model, not a curated record